AUGGCGUUUCCACUCGAGGCCAACGUUCCCAUCUUGAAUGGAAAGGCGAACGUCAACCUGUCUUUCAAGUGCAAAGAAUGCAAGCGUCCAUCUACCGUCAACAUCUUGGACGGCUCUCUGCGCCCGUACACUGCGGACGAUGAUCUGACCUUUAAGCCGUUCAUUGAAAUGGACUGCCGUGGCUGCUCGCCCAUCUCAUUCUCCCCGCUGGCCAACUUCGCUUGCAAAAACGUCGAAAGUGGUCGCCAGUUCACUGAAGUGGACCUGUCCAGUGAUGACUGGGCCGACUACGACGAAGCCUCUGGACAAACUGUGGGCGUCUACGAGUUCAAACACCAGUUCAGCAGUUACAAGAAGUAA
Molecule: messenger RNA, 360 nt
Organism: Rhagoletis zephyria (snowberry fruit fly)
Lineage: Eukaryota; Metazoa; Arthropoda; Insecta; Diptera; Tephritidae
Product: UPF0587 protein C1orf123 homolog
Molecular function (GO): zinc ion binding
Source: RefSeq, a predicted model, not a curated record